AUGGCUGAGAGACAAGUGAGUUUAAAAGAGUCAAAGGUUAAUGCAAAAUUUUAUGGAUUAAAGAGUUAUAAGCCUGAUAAGGAUGAAUUUGGUAUUAUUAGUGUACAAGUGGCAGGAAAGAAAUUAUGUCUAAGUAUUCUUAUUAGAGAUAUGAGUAGACUUGUAGAAGAUAGCUCAACUGUUGAUUCUGACAAUUAG
Diversispora eburnea is the source of this 198-nucleotide messenger RNA. The record is from the annotation of a GenBank genome assembly. Lineage: Eukaryota; Fungi; Glomeromycota; Glomeromycetes; Diversisporales; Diversisporaceae.